Xiphophorus maculatus (southern platyfish) is the source of this 2000-nucleotide messenger RNA. It is a transcript of the gene chrnb1, whose product is annotated as acetylcholine receptor subunit beta. Bases 1 to 1491 code for a protein of 496 amino acids. NCBI's taxonomy places the organism in Eukaryota, Metazoa, Chordata, Actinopteri, Cyprinodontiformes, Poeciliidae. Gene Ontology annotation, cellular component: postsynaptic membrane; neuron projection; synapse. Gene Ontology annotation, molecular function: acetylcholine-gated monoatomic cation-selective channel activity; transmembrane signaling receptor activity. Gene Ontology annotation, biological process: chemical synaptic transmission; nervous system process; monoatomic ion transmembrane transport. The record is from RefSeq and is a predicted model, not a curated record. The transcript has 11 exons.
AUGGAAAACCUGCUGAGCAAGUUGCUGCUAGCAUGUUGCUUAUUCAGCCUGAGCGCGUUAGGAGGCGCUGUGGAGGCAGAGCAGGCCUUGAUGAGGAAAGUCUUCACUGAUUACAACCUGAAGGUCCGGCCGGCUCGCAAACCCGAAGAGAGGGUGGUGGUCCGCGUGGGGAUGAUCCUCUCCUCCUUCGUUGGGCUGAAUAUGAAAAAUGAGGAAAUGAGCACCGUUGUUGUCAUGAAUCUGGAGUGGACGGAUUAUCGGCUCAACUGGAAACCCAAGCAGCACGAUGGCAUUGAGGUGCUGCGCGUCCCGUCUGGGAAGGUGUGGCUUCCUGACAUCGUUCUCAUCAAUAAUAAUGACGGCGUGUUCGACGUUGCCCUUCAGGUCCACGUUCAGGUUUACAGUAACGGCAGGGUAACAUGGACGCCCCCCGCUCUCUACUGCAGCUCCUGUGGAGUCAAGGUUACAUAUUUCCCGUUUGACUGGCAGAACUGCACCAUGCAGUUUCGCUCUUACACGUACGAUUCGACGGAGAUUGACCUGCAGUAUGCGAGAGACUCGAAAGGCAAGGAGAUCAAGGAGAUCCAGUUGGAUCCAGUUGGCUUCAGUGAGAGCAGCGAGUGGUACAUCAGACACAAGCCAAGCAGGAAGAACAUGAACGACGACACGUACGAGGAAAUGACUUUCUACCUGAUCAUAGAGAGAAAACCUCUCUACUACAUCAUCAACAUCAUCAUUCCCUGCAUCCUCAUCACAAUCAUUGCCAUUUUCAACUUCUACCUGCCUCCCGAUGCAGGAGAGAAGAUGGGUCUGUCCAUCAACGUGCUGCUCACCCUGACUGUGUUCCUGCUGCUGCUGGCCGAUAAGAUCCCAGAGACCUCGCUGGGCGUCCCCAUCAUCGUCAACUACAUCAUGUUCACCAUGAUCUUGGUCACCUGCUCCGUCAUCCUGAGUGUGGUCGUCCUCAACCUGCACCACCGCUCCCCCAACACCCACAUGAUGCCCAUGUGGAUACGCAAGAUCUUCAUCCACAUGCUGCCUCCUUACCUCUAUAUGAUGCGUCCCAAAGUGGAGACGCCGCUUUCCCUCGAGAUGAUUCCCCGCCGGGAGAAGCAAAUGGUGAUGACCAUCAGCAAAGCUGACGAGUAUUUCAUCCGCAAACCGGACUUGUCCAUCCUGUUCCCCAAGCCCAACAGGUUCCAGCCAGAGGGACUUUGCACUGAUUUAAAGAAGUUCAUUGACGGCCCGAGCUCCUACCUCACUCUGCCUGACGAGCUCAAGUCGGCCAUCGACGCCAUCACGUACAUCGCUGAGGCUCUGCAGGCUGAGAAAGACUACGAAGCGCUGAAAGAGGACUGGCAGUUCGUGGCCAUGGUGGUGGACCGCAUGUUCCUCUGGAUCUUCGUCGUCUUCACCACUGUGGGCACUCUGGCCAUUUUUGCCGACGCCAGUUUCAAUCACACGCCCACAGAUCCCUUCAAAUUAGCUUGAAACGGUUUGGUGUUCCUUCAGGAAAAUGGAGAGUAUUCUCCCACUAGCGUCAACAGGAAAAUAUAAGUAGUGUUGGCCCGAACUUGGUAAUCCCUUGCUGUCGGUUAUUGCUUGGACUGUAGCAACCCGUCUAAAUAUAGCAUAAUCCAUAAUACAUAUUAUGCUAUGAUGUGACUUUGGUGUUUUUAAAGCAUUUUAGCUGCAGAUAUGUCAACAUGCUGUUAACACAUAAACACCAUGAUAAAGCAGCUGCUGUAAUAGACUGGCUAGUUGCCUUUGAGAGAGUGUGGCACAUGCCUGGGGGAUAUUUCUGCAGCCAAAGUAAUCCUAUUUGUGCUUUAGACACUGGUGUAUAGGCUAAUCUUGUGUCGGAGUCCAGAACAUCAGUGUCCUCCGUGUCUCACUUUGUCAGGGGACACGAGGACGCCACAUGUCCUUUAUGGUACAUACAUAGCUGCAACUGUGCUUUUGUUUUUGUCAUUUCAAUAAAGAUCUGAGGGGAGGAUAUA